AUGUGUAAGGGCGAUAGCUCACGCUUCGAUCUGCUGAGCGCGAAGCUCCGUGCUUGUGAUGCGACUAUUGUUGCCUGUUCGAAACAGCAGGCGGGUCGUUCCGCUGCUCUGGAUCUAUGCGCUGAAGACUUGGCGUGUGCCUACUGUAUGGUUGCGGAGACAUCAGCUGAGGCUUGCAGUCGUCUACGAGGUCCCCUACUCUCAUCACAUUUGCGCAAGGAGCACAGAGGAAGUGAAACGCUCAAAGAGAUGGACGAUAGGAAUAAGGAGUGGAACAAAUGCAGAAGACCGCCAACGCCAUACAAGUAA
Parastagonospora nodorum SN15 is the source of this 309-nucleotide messenger RNA. RefSeq lists its product as hypothetical. Bases 1 to 309 code for a protein of 102 amino acids. Lineage: Eukaryota; Fungi; Ascomycota; Dothideomycetes; Pleosporales; Phaeosphaeriaceae. The transcript has 2 exons. The record is from RefSeq and is a predicted model, not a curated record.